Molecule: messenger RNA, 1470 nt
Organism: Opisthocomus hoazin
Lineage: Eukaryota; Metazoa; Chordata; Aves; Opisthocomiformes; Opisthocomidae
Source: RefSeq, a predicted model, not a curated record
UCUGCAAAAAGAGAUUGCCGUGGAACUGGGAAUCCCAAACUAAAAGUUGAAAAGAUGGGAAAUGCCGAAAGCAAUGCCUAUCGGAAUCACCUUUCCAGAUUUCUUCCUGAGGAGCAGUCUGACAUUGAUGGAGUGUUUGAUACCUUAUCAGGAUCAAGUCGCUCAGCUGGAGCAAAAAAUGGCAAAGCUACAAAGAAAACUGUGACUCUGGCAGCACUACAGGCAUAUAUGCAAGAGCCAUUACCAGAGCAAAUGACUGUUCGGUUAUACAACGGAAUGAAAAGUAUUGACCUGACUGGAAAAUCAUCUGGGCUGAGUGAACAGAUUGCUAAGGAGCAGUUUGUAAUUUUUAUGUCAAACCUCUUAAAAGGGAAUGCAGAUGAGAAGAUUACCAUAAUAAUGAGAAUGAUCUCCGAAACAGAAGGGCCCGUGAAGGGCAAACAAAUCCAAGAGUUCACAGAGGAUCUGAUCAUGUCUGUAGUCCACGUACUGAGCUACAGGAAGGAACUGAAAGGUUGGAAUUUGGAGAAUACUGGGGAUUCUGCAGGUGGAGUAAAGGCUCUGGCUUCUCAGCUGCUAUCAGAAUUGAAGCUUGCAGAUGGAACAAAACCUGUGGGUCCUCAGCUGAUGGAGACAAAUUUUGAUCAAAGUGUCAUUGAGGAUUGGGUGUACCGAGUUCCACAGAUCUCAAUUUUCCUCAGUGUUGUUAUCAGGCAAGGCCUUCAUGUUCUGCAUUCUGUCCCAGACCAAACCAAAGACAUACUCAACCUGGUUCCAGCCUGCAAAGGCAUCAAAAGAAGAGGACUUGUCAGUCUCUUUGACAUCCCAUCCAUCAUAUACAUCAACUCCCAUCUGCCUGCAGAGCUACAGCACAAGUGGCAGCUUUUAUUUUCUUCUAGGCUGCAUGGAGAAAGCUUUUCACAGUUAUGUGGGCAUAUAGUGAACAAAGGUCCUUGUAUAGUGAUCUUAAAGGACUUAGAUGGUUAUAUCUUUGGUGGGUUUGCAUCUCACUCCUGGGAGGUGAAGCCACAGUUUCAAGGUGACAACAGAUGCUUUCUUUUCUCUGUUUUCCCCUCCCUUGCUGUAUACCCAUACACAGGGUAUAAUGACCACUACAUGUAUUUGAACCAUGGCCAACAAACAAUGCCAAAUGGACUUGGUAUGGGUGGACAGCAUGGGUACUUCGGACUCUGGGUAGACAGUGACUAUGGGAAGGGACACAGUAAAGCAAAACCUCGAUGUACCACCUACAACAGUCCCCAGCUGUCAGCUAAAGAGGAUUUUACGUUGGAUGCCAUGGAAGUUUGGGCAGUGGGAGACCUUACUGAAAGUGCAGGGACAAAAGGUAAGAGUAUCCUGGAUGUAGACCCUGAGGCUCAGGCCUUGCUAGAAAUGGCUGGAAAAAGUCGUCAGAGCGAAGGUCUGCGAGAACCCAUUGAAGACGAUGAUGAUGACGAUAGCUAAAAGAAU